CGCGAGCGCGAGCGCGCGGCGCCGCGCUCGCCGCCGCCACCGCAGCAGCAGCAGCAGCAGCAGGAGCAGCAGCAGCAGGAGCAGCAGCAAGAGCAGCAGCAGCAGCAACAGCAGCAGCAGCCACCAAAGCAGCGGCGCCGCCAGCAGCAGCACGGGGAGGUGCACAUGCCAUACCCGCCGCAGCAUGCGCCAGCUGCCGCACACCUGCCGUACCAGAUCCAGCAGCAGCAGCAGCAGCAGCAGCAGCAGCAGCAGCAGCAGCAGCAGCAGCAGCAGCAGAUGCUGGCGCUGCAGCAGCAGAUGCAGCAGCAGCAGCACACGCAGUACUACCAGCCGUGCGCAUACACCGCCUACGGGGGCAUCAGCACCGACGCGGGGCACGGAGCCGACGGCAGCGCGGACGGAGGCGACGAGGGGCCGGGCGAUGAGGAAGAAGAGGGAGUGCUGGUGCAGGAGCUUCCAGAUGCCCUGAUGCCCGACGGCGGCGCAGUGGCGGCGGCGCGGCAUGCCCAGCAUUUGCAGCAGCAGCACCAGGCUGCCGCGCAGCACCCGCAGGUCGCGCCGCCGCCGCCGCUGCCGCGGCUGGUGGUCACCGCGCCGCGGGCGCCGCCUGGCAGCCCCGCGCGCCCCGCGACGAUGUUGGCGGCGACGAUCCACAGCGCGAUGCUCAAAAACAGCCUUGCGGGAGCGGGGUCGCAGGAGGGACUCGGGGCAGCUGCCAUGCAGCUGCCUCUGUCGCGCGACUCGAGCUUCUGUGGCUCUCCCGCUGGGUCCACUGGGGCCACCCCCACGUUCUCGCGCAUGAGGCUGCUGGCCGGAGGCAGCCCCGCGCUGCCGCCGCAUCAGCAGCAGCAGCAGCAGCAGCAGCAGCAGCAGCAGCAGCAGCAGCAGCAGCAGCAGCAGCAGCACACGGGGUCGCUGUUUGCCUCGGACGCGUUUGGGGUCGCGCCGAGCGACGCGGCGGCGGCCGCGGCGGCGUUUAUGGGCGGCGUGGGGCGCGGCUAUCUGCCGCCGCGGGCUGUGCUGUCGUCGGCGCCAUCCUAUGGCAGUGAUUAUUCUGCAGGCAGCGCAAUGCCGCGGCAGGGCACUGCGCCCGUCGUUGUUUACGCAGGCGCGGCCGCUGGCGCGGACAUGGCCCCAGCUGGGGCUAGCGGCUACCCGGCCGCCCAGCAGGAGCACUACCAAAUGCAGCACCACCACCAGCAGCAGCAGCAGCAGUAUCAGCAGCAUUAUCAGCAGCAUCACUUCCAGCAGCAGCAGGCAGCAACCCAUCAGCAGCAGCAGCAGCAGCAGCAGCAGCAGCACCCGCAGUCGCAACCUUCAACGCCGGUGCCGCGUGCCCCCUGCUCGUCGCCGUUUGGAUCGCCUCACGCGCAAAGCGGCGGUGCCUUUGACGCAGGCUGGGGCGCCGGCCUGCCGCCGGCGCGCGGGGGCGCCGGCGCCACGCUCGCGGCUGCGGGCCCCGCGCUGGGCGCGUCGGCACACCAGCCGCUGCAGGCCCUGAGCCGCUUUGCGCGCCGCGGCUGCGGCACCUCCGUCAAAUACCCCGAUCCCCAACAGACCUCUCUGGAGGCGCCCGCCGCGUAUGAUGGCUACGCAUUUGAGGAGGCCGCUGCGAGCGCCGCAGCUGCAGCAGCGGCAACAGCCAUGCAGCAGCAGAUGCUGCAGCAGCAGCCCUGCCUCAUGCUGCCGCCUCCGCGGGCCGGGAUCAUGCGCCACUCUGCAGCAGGCGGCGAGGGCCAGGCGCGCGCGGAGUCGUUUGAGGUCGAGGCUGCAGACGGCCCGGCACGCGCGUCUUGCUGCGACAGCAUCGGCAGCCCCGAUGAAUCCGCAGCUGCGCUCGUGACCCGCAGGGGUGCGGCCGGCGCAGCUGCGGCGGCAGGGUACGGGCUGAUCGGGGCGGCCGCCGCCCAGGCCAACGGCGGCUUGAGUUUCGGCGGACGGGCCAGCGGCGGCUUGGACGGCCUGCUCAGCAGCGGCAGCCUGGAGGGCGGCAUGAUGUACAGGGGCGGCAGCUUGCUGCUGCUCGACGGCACGGCCUUGUACGUGGACGCGGCCGCGGCCGCCAACUGCAGCCAAGCAGCCUGCGGCUUUGAGGCACCUGACGGCCACGGCCGCCGCGCGUCGUCCCGCGGUGGCGCCGUGGCGCGCCUGCUGAGCGGCGGCAAGUCCUGCGAGCUGGCGGCUGCGCUCAACAGCUUUGUGCGGGGCGAGAGCAUGCGUGAGGGCACGAUGGAUGACAUGCUUGCCGAGGAAUUGGAGUGA
Molecule: messenger RNA, 2265 nt
Organism: Monoraphidium neglectum
Lineage: Eukaryota; Viridiplantae; Chlorophyta; Chlorophyceae; Sphaeropleales; Selenastraceae
Exons: 1
Source: RefSeq, a predicted model, not a curated record